GUAUAAAGCCAGCUGUUGCUAAAACACUGACUUCACUUAAUAAGUUAAUAUCAUAGUUAAUUCAUUUUAACAUGUUAUUAGUUAUAUUUUUAAUUAUUGCUAUUCCCUGCAGUGUUUUAUUUUGGCUGGCGACAAUCGGUUUGCAAACCUUUCGGACAGAUUAUGCUGCACCAGCUCCAUGGAGAUGGGUACUUGCUACAAUCAUUCCUGUUUUUAUCGCUUGGUGGGGCCUGAGGCGCAAAAGUUUAAACACUAGUGGGGCGGCAGCAGGACUUCUUGUUGGAUUUGUCAUAACUCUUGGAAAUUUGUGUUUCUGUGCGGCUUUGCUCAUAUUCUUCUUGGCUGGGUCCAAAGUUACAAAGUUCCGAUCAAAACAGAAGAAGAAACUGGAAGCAGAUUUUAAAAAAGGAGGACAAAGGAAUUGGGUACAAGUGGUGUGUAAUGGUGGAGUGGCUGCUCAGUUUGCGAUGCUCUACAUACUUGAAAGCGGCUGUGUUGAAAAACCCAUAGACUUCCAGACAGGAUAUGUCUCGUCGUGGUUUGCAGUGGCCGUCCUUGGGUCCUUGUCCUGUUGUUGUGGUGACACGUUUUCUUCUGAGAUUGGUUCAGUGGUUGGCACCGGCGAUCCAUGGCUUAUAACGUCAUUCAGGAAAGUUCCACGUGGAACAAAUGGUGGCAUAUCUGUCAUUGGUACUUUGAGUAGCAUAUUCGGAGGACUUCUUGUAGGACUAGGAUACUAUGUUACGUUACUGUUUUGUGCGCCCCAGCUGGCAAUAGAAGACAGUCCUAUCCAGUGGCCCAUUGUUUUCCUCGGUGGGGCAGGGGGUCUGCUCGGGUCCAUCGUCGAUUCCGUGUUAGGUGCGACUUGUCAGUAUUCAGGUUACCAUAAGCGUCAUCGCCAUGUAGUGGAGUACACAGGCCCGGAUAUUGAACACAUCAGUGGAGUCCAGCUAUUGGAUAACCACAGUGUCAACCUGCUCUCCUCGCUCAUCACAGGACUUCUCCUACCAGGCAUUGCAUACCAUGUGUGGAUUUCAGGACUCGGAUAUCAUCAGUGGAUUUCAGCUACUGGAUAACCACAGUGUCAACCUGCUCUCCUCACUCACCACCGGACUUCUCCUACCGCGUGUGGACCAUGGCCCCUCUUCGGCUACGCCAGUGUGUGAUUUAGCUGCUGCUUCUAUAUAUAUAUAUAUAUGUAUAUAUAUAUAUAUAUAUAUAUUGAAAGUAUGAUACAAUAGAGGAGGAUGCUUAUUCAAUAUAAGUGACCAUGUUGAACAUAUUCCUAAACUAUGCAAUUAAUCUGUGAUGUAGUCAGAAUAUUUUACAAUAAAAUGUAGCUGGUAUCAAAGUGACAUCAGCCAGUGGCGUAGCGUGGGUGAGACCACCCGGGCGCUGGCAACCCACGCUAUGCCACUGACAAUAGCUGAUCAAGUUCUCUUGUUGCCAGCUUAUUGUAACAAACAUGUACAUUAUACUACACCUCAUAAAUUAUAUAAUAUAGUACAUCUACAGUGACACCAUAAAAAAGUGGAAAGGAAAUAUGUCAGUCACUUGUUACGCAUCUAUUCUUAUGCAAUGUUUUUUGUGUGUGUUUUUUUCAUUAAUAGAAUUCAGGGCUAGCUCUGCCACUCGCCAAAUUCGCCAAUUGUGAAUUUUAAACAACUGGUGAUUUUUAUUUUAAUGUGGCGAAAGAAUUUCA
Messenger RNA from Gigantopelta aegis, 1702 nucleotides. RefSeq names its product transmembrane protein 19-like. The coding region runs from base 72 to 1076 and encodes 334 amino acids. Gene Ontology annotation, cellular component: membrane. The record is from RefSeq and is a predicted model, not a curated record. The transcript is spliced from 6 exons. NCBI's taxonomy places the organism in Eukaryota, Metazoa, Mollusca, Gastropoda, Neomphalida, Peltospiridae.